Messenger RNA from Paramormyrops kingsleyae, 2191 nucleotides. The record is from RefSeq and is a predicted model, not a curated record. Lineage: Eukaryota; Metazoa; Chordata; Actinopteri; Osteoglossiformes; Mormyridae.
UUUACGUGAGUUGGGCCGGUUUCAAAAUACAAUAUAUGUCCAUGAAUUUGGACCUGGAAUGAGAAUUAGCUGUUUGUUCCAGAAAAUGAUGUAGAAAACCCUUGCAUUGCAUUUUCUAUGUGAACCAAACGCCGGCAUUGCGUGCCCUGGACUGCGACCUUGACGCACCCCUCUGUCCGCCAGUUCACCGUGUUCCUCUGUUGCGGCUUAACCGUGGCCAUUGUGCACUACUGCAACUGCUGCCAGCUCAGCUUCUGGAUGCGGUCGUGCCUGGCCACAGCCAUGGGAGGCGUGCUCCUGGUGCUGCUCCACAGCCCCCUCUGCAGGACCGAGAUCAGCAGUGGCACCAGCACGAGCAGCGAGGCUGGCUGGGGCCCGAGGACCGGCUCCGGGGACCUGCUGGCCCUGGAGACAGUGCUGGCCCUCUUGCUGCUGCUGCUGCUGGUGUGGUUCCUGAACCGCGAGCUGGAGGUGAGAUACCGGCUGCACUACCAUGGCAACGUGGAGGCGGACCAGCACCGCAUCAAGAUCCAGAACAUGCGCGACCAGGCGACCUGGCUUCUGGGGAACAUCAUCCCCAUGCACGUGGCCGAGCAGCUGAAGGUGACGCAGAGCUACUCCAAGAACCACGAUGACGUGGCCGUCAUCUUCGCCAGCAUCGUCAACUUCAGCGAGUUCUACGAGGAGAGCUACGAGGGCGGCAAGGAGUGCUACCGCGUGCUCAACGAGCUCAUCGGCGACUUCGACGAGCUGCUGCGCCGGCCAGCCUUCUCUCACGUGGAGAAGAUCAAGACGAUCGGCGCCACCUACAUGGCGGCGGCGGGCCUGAACGCGCAGCAGCGGCGGGAGCAGGCCGGGCCGCGGGCUCACCUGCGCGCCCUCUUCGACUUCGCCCUGGAGAUGAUGCGCGUGGUGGACGACUUCAACAAGAACAUGCUGGGCUUCAAGUUCAAGCUGCGCAUCGGUUUCAACCACGGCCCCUUGACGGCCGGCGUCAUCGGCACCACCAAGCUUCUGUACGACGUCUGGGGCGACACGGUGAACAUCGCCAGCCGCAUGGACAGCACUGGCGUAGAGUGCCGUGUGCAGGUCAGCGAGGGCAGCCAUGCCGUGCUCAGCCGCAUGGGAUAUGACUUUGAGUAUCGCGGCACCGUCAACGUCAAGGGCAAGGGCCAGAUGAGGACCUUCCUGUUUCCCAGCAGCACCGGCGGCGGGAGCGUGCCGGGCCUAUUCACCCCGGGAUCAGACCCAACCCUCAUUCAGAGCCUUCCCCCGACAGGCCGCGGUGUGGCUUGCUCCCAGAAUCCCCUGCCAGUCCCCUCUCCCUCUGUUGCUCGCCCAGCUGCUGGGCCCGUUUCUCUAUCUGAUAAACCCAAGGACAGCAAUGGCCUGCUCGGUGCCCCAAGGACUUCUGGGAAUGGGCCCAUCGGCGGCCUGCUUACCACUCCACACGCAGCGUGGGUUUCCACUGCAACAGGACCCAAAUCUACCUCGUCUACCUCCACCCACAUGGUAGAGGAGGAGGAUGAGGAAGAGGAGGAGGUGGACGAGAUGAGCAGACUCAAACCGGCGGAACACGUAUGACAGGACCCUGUCCCCAAAGACCCUGUAGCAGGGGAUGGGGGUCAUCAUGCAUGAUCCUUUAUUUGGGAUCCUACUCUUUUUUUUGGGGGGGGGGACUGUGCACUGCUGUGUGGAUCACAGCAACAUGUGAGGUGUGGAUGGUGGGUGGGGGGGGGUUACAGAAUUGCAGGCUUCCCCUCUUCCUAAACUGUUCUUGCUAUUUUUGUUCAAGUGCCUUCAUGAUCAGUAAUAACAUACACAAAGGGAGUGUGACACAAAGAGGAAACUGAAGGAAGUAAAUGGCCUAUGGGAGACUGGAGCAUAGAUCCCCCCCCAAACUGUCAGUUCUGUGGGCCUGGUAGACCCAGCCUGUGGUUCCGGUCCUCCUGCCAGUGACGGUUAUGAAACGGUUGGUUCGUGCGAAACUCCGACACGUGGACACAAGCCUGGGUUGGGGGUUGGUGUGAAACUGAGGAGCACAAGAAAUUCUGUUUCUUUUAGACCAGUAUUAAAACAACAAAAGAAGGAAACAAGUUUAGCCUGUGUGUGUGUGUCAGUGAAUAUAUUUGAAUAUGUUUCAAGAACAGCCACAGGCAACCCUAGUCCUUAAAAAAUCAUAAAAAAAAAA